UUAAAGGUUUCCAUGAACGCUGUUUGACUGUGCGGAUUAGUCAGCCAAUUCAGGAGUAAAAAGGCCGAACGGAGCCGAUUGGCUCAAGAGCGCCCAGGCGGGGACACAAAACUAGUUCGCGUGAAUGGAACGCUCAGAGUGAGAAUCGAAUACGCAGACGACACAUCCAAUCGAGACAAGAUGUGGCAACAUAUACAAACUACCAUGAUGGUACGGUUACAGACUUUCCUUGUGAGUUCCUUUCAUAUUUGUUUGGUGAUAAGCGUGAUACACAACGAUGACAACACGACGAAGCAACCGUUAGACCGGACGGGACACUAUACCUCCAAAGUGACUCGUUGGGCGGACGCAGCCUAUAGAUAUGUCCAUAGCAUUGACUGCUCCGAAGUGUUCUUCACCACAACGAAAGAGUGUCAGUACGUGACAUCUCUGGAUAAAUCUCAAAUGAACAUUUAUAUUGCCGAGCCAACCAGUUUAGGACGCUACGACUCCGUAUUGCCAGACGGGGGACUGUCCAAGGCGGGGAGUCACGACGCCGUCCUUGUCGUCGAUCCGUACCCCGAUGCCAAUUUCGGACACUUGGUGACCGUGUUUUUCGUGGAUUUAAGAAUCACUAAAAUGGUGUGCGAAGUAGAAGGAGGGCAAUAUUUAGGUUAUGGUGAAUGUUUAACAUUGGCAAUAAAGAAACGAUGUAAAAAUGCCUUAGAACGUCGCAAGCGGCGGAGAAACUUUGCCAAAAGAUGCGAGAUCAACUUCCUGCCGCACGUGAGUCUACCGGAAGACCCGGAUGCAAAACAACAUCUCGUCUGCCGCGAUAACAUCCCCGGUUUUGCAUCAUGCCCCACCUAUCGACCUUUGAAUGAGACUUCAGGAAUCAUAUGUAAUCCUUUGAGAGACAAUACAAAGCGAUGCGAGACUACGCACGAGACCAUCCAUACCAGCUGUCGGGUAUUUGAGAUCUGUGACCAGGCUGUCAUGCUGUCUGGCGGCUGGACUAGAGAGGCUAGCCUUCCGAGACAUCGGGAAAAUAUCGAUGAUAUGUACAAUAUGUUCCGAAGGCAUGGUUUCAAGAAAAAGAAUAUCAAGGUUUUCUUUGCGAACGGAGCAGUGAACACAGGCAAUACAGAAACCCACGAAAUCCACCCCUCGGCCUUCAAGUUCGCCCUGCGGUACCACCUCCAGAAGAUGUGCACGUCCCUGCACUGUGUGGACUCCCUAGUCUUCUACAUGAACAGCCCGGCGAGGACGGACGGCACGAGUCUACUUUGGGACAUGGAUGGCAUUACCAACUUUCGCUACCAUCGGGUAGUGCGCAGGCGCGGCCAUGACGCUACCGCGACGUCCAGCUAUGAACCAUGGGAAAAUGAAAUCACAGUUUUGGCCUUCACUGGGAAUGUAACCUUCACUCCUUGUCCUUUCUUGUCAAGUCUGUACCACCAGUUUUCAGAUGGCAUUGCGAGUGAGAAGGAGAAAUACACGUUAGCAGAGCUGAUGUCAGACAUCGAGGACUGUGCCGCCCGGCAAGUCCAUCUGAUAAUCGACCAGAGUUACUCCGGCGAAAUUGCCCGAGCCAUCAAAGCAUCCAAAAAACAUAAAAAUGUGCUCGUCUACGCGAGUAGCAAGGAUUCGGAAUACUCGUACGGAGACGAGUUCACUCAACAUUGGGCCAACUUCAACCAUACGCACAAAUGUUCAAAAUCAGUACAGAAGGCCAGCGAGAAGGUUAUGACCCGCUCACGCCCCAUAAUGGGCGAGGGAGAGGAAGGCAACAUCAAAUCCACCAUAUUUGGCGCACCGUGUGACGUGGUGCCGCCGUUUACGACCAAGGAGUUGCGACAGGACUAUUUCGGGUGUCAGAACCUCCCAACCGCUCUUUGGCUCAUCAAGUUCAUAGAUGAACAGGAACCACCAGCGGCCCCAACGAUUUAAGACUUUUUGCUUUCGGAAAAUGUGUUAAAUUAUGUGCAAAAUAGACAUUUAUGUCACAACUGAGACAAUAAUGGUCAAACAGACAUACUGUCACAACCAGAGACGAUAUUCGCCAAAAGAAUAUGCGAAUAGAUGGUUUUAACGUCGUAUGUAAGGUAACCUCACCUACACUCCGGACGCAGUGGACCGGCCUCGUCAUGUCGCCCCGUACAUCGGGGAAGGAUGAUCAGGAUGACGAAAUAGACUGCAUGACAGUCUAAACCUCACCUAGCAUCUUUGAAAGAGCGUCGUCCCAUUUCGAUGAGCAUAGCGAUAUCAGCCUGAACUGGUGGUGGUCACCUGAAUUGGGGGUCGUGCUUGGUUUGUUGAAGGCGCAAAAGACUAAACGAGUGACACUGGGACAUCAGCUUUGCUCUGGCGAGAGCGGUCAGAAAGAUCUAUUCUAUAAGUUUGUACAACAUCCCAGAUAGCAAAAUGUAUGGGCAUGUAUGGGCAGCCAUAUGGGUACCCAUGUGGCCAAUUAACUUGGGUACCAAGUGGGGAAAUGUGGGCCCCACCUUUACUAUCCUCGAGCCCAAAGUAGUGCUUCUGAAUAAAAAUCCCUUUACUGCGCAAGUUUUCACCAGCAACCCCUGGCUGAGAUAAGUUGGACACUCACCUCUCUACAGGGUGUAAGGGGUCGAUCUGGAGAGGGCCGUGAUGUCAUCACUGGCAAACCACAACGACCAACCUGCGAAAAGAUUUAGGGUCUGAUAUUUCUGUGAUGUUUUAUGCCCAUGGUUUGCAUUCUGAAACACUUAAAUUCAUUUUGAGUCUAGUAACCAAAAUCAGUCAAUCAACUUACACUUCCUUCGCACUUGUUUGGUUAAUAUCGCCCUAAUCUUUAUUUUCAUUAAUUGAUUUUGAGCAUAAUAAUUACAACCUAAUUAAUAUAACACAUAGUUGACCUGAACAAUCAGCCCAGGUUGGCCAUGUGAUAUCCCAUCUACCCACUUAGUCCCAUACAUAUACCCAUUCAUUGCUAUCUGGGACACUCCACGCAGUAAUACUAUUGUGAGGUGUGGUUAAUAUAGGCGAACGGUCUUGAAUCUCAAUCAAGUUGUGUCCUCACUAUAUCUAUGUAGAUUCUCACCAUUGCCUUGGUGCUCGAAGCUGUAAAUAUUAUACAAGUCUAAUAAAGUAUGUGGUAUUUGUAUGUACAUAGUGA
Lineus longissimus is the source of this 3136-nucleotide messenger RNA. RefSeq lists its product as uncharacterized. NCBI's taxonomy places the organism in Eukaryota, Metazoa, Nemertea, Pilidiophora, Heteronemertea, Lineidae. Bases 181 to 1929 code for a protein of 582 amino acids. The transcript has 7 exons. The record is from RefSeq and is a predicted model, not a curated record.